Molecule: messenger RNA, 2782 nt
Organism: Oryzias melastigma (Indian medaka)
Lineage: Eukaryota; Metazoa; Chordata; Actinopteri; Beloniformes; Adrianichthyidae
Gene: fam149b1
Product: family with sequence similarity 149 member B1
Exons: 16
Coding region: 143-2182 (679 amino acids)
Biological process (GO): cilium assembly; protein localization to cilium
Source: RefSeq, a predicted model, not a curated record
UGUUCUGUCUCAUCUCCGUGGAUUUAUAUCAGAAAAAAUGUUGUGCUUGAAAUGUUAGCUUUAUCCAUAAGAUCCUAGGGAGCAGAGGCGGGAAGGAAUCAGAGAUGAUGGAUUUAGCCUUUAAAACGGAGAUACAAGGAGAAUGAUUUCACGAUACAGCAGGAGACCCGUGUCGCAUAAACUUGAAAUUCGUGGGUUGUCUCGAAGUAGCCUCGAUCACCACCCUCUCCCGGAAGAAGACAUCCAAACUCCCCCGCGCUUCCUCCAUGACCUUCAGGGAUCUGGCUCUGCACACAACAGCUCACAGACCUCUGGAGCUUCAGGACGCUCCGACUGUCCCACCAUCAUUCCCGUGGACUCCAACCAGUCCUGGUCCGGGAUCCACAGCUGCACAGGGACGGGCGUCUCUACAGAGAGGAGCUCGGUUUUCUCCUGGGGUUACGAUGAGUUUGACAAAGCAGCGUCGCGGCAGGUGCAGCAAAUGUUCGAGGAGAUCGACAGAGAGCUGUACGAGGGAAGAGGGAGCGGAUCGGGGAUUCUUCCCGGCCUCAUGGAGGAAUGCCAGCAGUGGACUUCGCGUUUUCCACAUCUCCGGAUUCUGGGGAAACAGCUGCUGCAUCCCACGGAUGAGGGUUUCCAGUGGUUUGCCACUCCAGGAGGAGUCACCCCGGCUGACCGCCCUUCAACUGGCAGAGACGGUCGUGUGAAGCCUAAAGAGAAAGACGAGGACGAGGCAGAGUUGAACGUUCAGGGCAGGAGAGCUCCUCUCAUCAGGUCCUGCUCAGUAGACCUCGAUGACCCUCCUCAUGACUGUAGCAGCCUCAGAAGUCCAGAAACUCCCCAGGAGAUUGAAGUGGAGGGUCUGAUGGAGGAAUUCCUGGCUUUUGAUUGCAGGGAUGUGGAUGAGGGGCAGGAGGGUUGCUCCGAGUGGGUCCAGAGGCACCACUGUCUACCUCCCGUCUCGCCACACGAGGGUCGUCGUCAGGCAGUUCUGGACUCGCUGUUUGAUGAUGUGUGGCAGGAGGCGGUGGGCUGGAUGAAAGACUUGCUCCAGAGCUACUGGGAAUACUGCUCGUACGAUGAAACGAUCUCUGGAAGCGUUAGCCUUGCACAGCCAGACUCCCAGGAUGCUUUGCUGCUGAUGUCCGCUCUGUCCACGACGCUACCCAAACUGGGUCAAAGCCGGAUGACGCCCUUUACAGCUGGUCCACAGUACCAGAACACAGAGGCGAGGGGCUCAAAGCAAAAGUCCAGAUGGAAAUCCAAAAAGCAGAAAAGGCCUUCCACUACUGGGAGGGCGCCGAUUGGAGCGGCGGCCGCCCAGCACAACUUUAACGACCUCAUGGUGAUCCAGAGCAUUCCCCUGCAACACCGGAACCUGGGCCAGACGGACAGAAACCAGGACCAGGAGGAGCUUCCAGCUCACAGACUGGGGUCCAGCGCCGCCCCCUCCAACAAACUCCGCCCCCGUCGAGCCCUGGAGCAGAGUUCUUCCUCGCUGUCCCGCACUGCGCAGUCGGCGCGGCGCAGAAACCCGCCCCCUCGAAACCUGCUGCCUCUGGUACCGAGCUUCAGUCAGUCCAGCUCGGGAGGAGUUUCUCUGGAUGAAGUCAUCCGGGGGAAACGGCUCCCCACAGCCAGCGACCCCCUGACGUCCCCCCUGCUGGCUCUGAGCCGAAACACCCUCUUACCCCCCAUUGGAACGGCAGACUUGGAAUCAUCCCACGCAGGGCAGCAUCCAAAACUCUCACAGCGCCAGAAAGGCCCGUCCAGCCGCGCUCACAGUGCUAUAAACGAUGAGGCUGGAGGUUUGAUUCCGCGGGAUCGACACCAAUUUCUGGACAUCUUUUCACGCCCAAACACAACUCACACGUAUAGGUCGGACACUCCGUACCAGCGUUCCUUUACCAUUCUGGACAACAUCGGGCUGGGCCGGGCGGGAAGAGGCUCCGUUGGCGCAGACUCUCUGGGAAUCGGGGUGACCGGCAUCAGUCUCGGCAUCAGCAGCUCAUCUUUCUUGGAUUCGUUUCCACACCACCCGCUGGGGCACUCGCCCAUCAAAGACGACGGCGAUGCAGAGCCGCAAGCCGUUGUCCCAGCUCCACUGGUCCCUGCCUCAGUCGCACAUCGGUCCCACAGCCGAGGAGGCAUCUCAUCCAGAGCCAGCAGACCCGGCCUGUAGCGUCCUUCUGAUCUGCCAUCCGUCCGUCUUUCCACAGCACUCCAACAUGCUUUUCCUUCGACAAACAACUCUCUUUUUUAUUAUUUAAUAUUUGUAUUCCACUCAAUAAUUAAGUCUGCCAAACACACAAAAAGAAAAAGUAAUGCGUUUCAAAUAGUUGAAAUAAUGGAAGUGUGAAUGUAAUGUGUAUUUGGUGAACAUGUUAAUUAAGUUUAUGCAUUCUCUGUGCAGCAGUAUUUAUCUAUGCAGGGAACGGGUUUCCUCUGACAGGUAUAUAGUGAAAAAAAUGACUUGUUUGAUGCUACACCUGAGGCUGUAUCCAUCUGUGCAGAACUUCCCAUUCAUAAAUGAGGAAUAUCAGAUUUUCUUUAAAAGCUGCUGUCAGUUAUUUCUACAACUGGCCAUUCUGUUCAAAUGCACCUACAAUGUAGGACGUGUAAAUAAUUCUUUGAAGAUCUGUUAAUUGUGUGUACAUACUAUUAAUUUAUUCUCCUUUUUUGUAAAUAAAAAUUUCCGGUGAAAUAAUGUUUGAGGUUUAUAAUGGGUUAAAGUUUAAAUUAAAUGAGACAAUCGCACUUUAAAGGCACUACUUCAGCAAAA